AUGGUUCGAUGGGAAGUAGUCGAUAAGAAGAUUGGAAUUACUAGUAUUAUGAAAACGAAUAUCUUAGCAGCUAUUGGAUCAGCUAUUGAUUCACGUGGUCCGAAUGAACGUUAUAAGAUUGCUAAUGAUAUCAAAGAAUGGUUAGAAUCGACAUAUGGAAAACGAUGGACAGUACUCGUUGGUGAUACAGGUCGCUAUCAAUUAAGCGCUUCUCAGUAUGAAUCGAAAUUUAUACGAGUGAAUGAAACAAAUUUAAAAUGGACUUUUGAUAUUUUUCAGCAGAUUCCAUAA
Adineta ricciae is the source of this 291-nucleotide messenger RNA. Lineage: Eukaryota; Metazoa; Rotifera; Eurotatoria; Adinetida; Adinetidae. The record is from the annotation of a GenBank genome assembly.